Molecule: messenger RNA, 3558 nt
Organism: Coregonus sp. 'balchen'
Lineage: Eukaryota; Metazoa; Chordata; Actinopteri; Salmoniformes; Salmonidae
Source: the annotation of a GenBank genome assembly
AUGGCCAACUCUUUGAUCGUAUGCACAUUACUGAGUGGCUCUGACUCUGGUAGACUGUUACCUACACUCCGAUCCACUAGGUGGCAACACGGCUGCUUAUCUGCUACUAACCAAAUACUGGCAGAGGUACAGAAGUUGUUUAGCAGUGGCCGAGAUGGGUGAAAACUCCUCGGAUGAGAAUGAAUUUGAUGACUGGUUUAUUGAGUCUUUGAAAAUGUAAGUACGAAUUAUUUUGUGAAAUAAUGAAAGUGAGUUGAGACUUCUAUGAUAUCUUUUAGUUGCUUAAAUCAUGCUUCACGUGUCUCUGUGGGAAAACAAUAGGGCUACAUUCACAGCACUGGAGGUUGGUGGCACCUUAAUUGGGGAGAACGGGCUCGUGGUAAUGACUCGAGCGACAAUAGUGGAAUGGUAUCAAACACAUGGUUUCCAGGUGUUUGAUGCCAUUACAUUUGCGCCGUUCCGGCCAUUAUUAUAACCCGUUUCCCCCCCAGCAGCCUCCUGUGAUUCACAGGCGCAAUGUUUUAGGACGUUGCAGAUAACAGUAUAUACUUGCUGAUUUCUUAUUAAUUGUGCUGCACCUGCUCUAAACCGAGUUCACCUUACAGACGUACUUCUCUUUCAGAUACAAUAAUAUUCAUGAGUAUCAACUUGAACAUCCUACAAGAGUAAUUGAAUGGACAUCAGAAAAAAGUAGGCCUAUUCAUAAUUCUACAAGGCUACAGUACGUUUUGAUUAUAACCAACCAACCACAUUGAUUGUGUUUAAUUGCCUUUUUGUCUUUAUCCCACAGCUAUAUGUGUUGCAGGUUACAGUUCAGAUAAAAAUGAAAUUUUAGAGCUGCUUUUGCCACUGAAACUUUUCGCUGAUGAUAAUCAGGUAAUGGAUUGAAAUGAUUAAAGCAUGAAACAAAACGUUUCAAGAUAUCAAUUAUGGAUUGGAAUGUCACUGACUACCAAUGUGUCUAUUCAAUGUGUGCAGGGUCUUUGUGCAGAGCGAGAUUUCAAAGUGGUCCAUGGAGGUUUCUCAGACGGCUCCGUUCAUUGCCUCAAACACAUUCCAGGAACAAGGUAUAUCAUAGUAACAAUUCAUGAUGUAACUUCCUUUUGUUGUCAUGAGCUUUCAUCUUCUUAAAUGGCUACUUUCAAACUCGUGUUUCUUGUUAAGGUGUGUUGUUACCAAUGAUGGCUUCAGCUCCAAUGUCCAGGUGUGGGACUUAGGAGGAGACGAUUGUGGUGAGUAGACCUACUGUUUCCUUGGCUCCUUUUCUGUGUAUUACAGUAUAAUAAGACUGCAGUUCCUAUCUACUCUCCACUAUACUGUACGUUCAAAUGAUGAUUUACAACCUGAUUAGGCCCCAGUCAUCGUUGGUCUUACCCACAUUGAAACCAUAGUUCUGUUGUGUGAUUUGUCUUCAAAUGAUAGAUGUCAUAAAGAGGACAGGAGUUUUACAACUGAAGAGUGCAUCAUCAGAUAAAGGUGUCAAAAUAGCCCCUGGAUUAACUGGAGGCCCAUGUGUUCUUCAUGGCUCUCGGAUCAGCGAUAUUCAACUGACUGAGCUGGCGUCAGGGAAGCCAUUCUACUCUCUGGGUAAUAACCUGUUUUAUACAUCAUGACACUGAAGCAUUCUAGGGAACUCUAAUUUGCUAGAGAGUAUAAUAUUGGUGUACAAACACGUGUAUAACAGUCAUGGAUAUCUUUUUUCCUUCCAUCACAGGGACAGACAUUCCAGAUUUACUAAGCUCCCUGCAAUUUGUGAGUGCCAGUGUAUUUCUCGCUUGUGCCUGCAAUGGUGACCUGUAUGUGGGGGACACACGAAAGCCUUCCGCUCUUCAGAAUACCCCAGCUGAAGGGAGAGAGGGCGUCCACUGGUGUAUGGGUGUUAAGACAGACCUGUCCUCAUCAGACCCAUCCUCCUGUAGUGUAGCAAGGCUCUCCUCCUCCUGCCAAGUGGUUGUGUCUGACCUUAGGGAUCUGAGAGCCCCUGUGUGUCAAGCCCAGCUUGAUGUCCAGAGGAAAACUACCAAUGAUGACUUCAUGAAUGUGACAUGGGCGCCUGCUUUAGACAACUGUCUUGCUGUGUCAGGUGAGCAAAAUGUCACUCCUUCAUCCUGCUUUAUGUGAUUAAUUAAUGUCUUAUGGAUAGUACAAAGUAGUUUCUUGCUUUCUAAAUAUAUUUUCCAAUUGAAGGCUCUUGUAAUAUAGAACUUGUUCUUAAUUUUCCAUUGAAUCUGUCUUCUCUUCUAGGUUUUGAUGGAAUGGUGCAAAUAUACAACACUGCCUCUUGGAGACCAGAGUUGAUGGAAUUCCAGCCUCUUUUUGUCCACCGAGGUCACAUGAUGUCUGAUGAUCAGUUUGACACUUCAUCAGCUGUGGUCACCACUCAUGUUUGGCAUCCAAGUCGACCUAGGACUGUCCUCUCUGCUGCUGUAGACGGGUCUGUGCAUGUAUGGGACUGGGUCCACAAAGCCACUGCCAGCUGUUGACGUUCAAACACACUUACAGCUCAAUGUUAACAAUUAUGCAGCUUUGGCCCAUGCCUGAAGUCUACAUAUUCUUUUCAUUAUGUAAAUAUGUAAGGAAAAAACCUGCUCUGUAAAGCACUAUUGUGAUGGGAUAAGAUGGCGUAAAAAUGACACUUGUUCGUCUUCCCAUUCUUAUGAGUAGUUGUUAUUCCCAUACUGUACACACAUUUGCAUGGAAGACGUAUUCGGAGGUUGUACUAUUAUAUUUGAUAAAAGACAGAAUGUUCACUUUUGUUACACAUUUGAUAAUGCAAUUUUCAGAAGUAAACUGAUCUCUUCAUGUACCUGCUAAAUAAGACAAACCCUGGACAAUGAACGUAAAGGUGGACGGCAGUAUCAUUCCGUCACAUUUUCUUUCCCUCACAAUAUUAUGUCAAUCAAACAGAUCAACAACACAGCUUAUUAGAUUUUUACAUUUUAUUUUCAAAAGACAGUUCUGCAUGCCAUUCACAUAAAUUAUUAACAAUACAUUUUAUGCAUCUUCUGCAUAGCCAAGGAUGCAGGCAGGUAUAGUAAUGUGGAGGUCGUUGAGGCAUGACUACUAUUGUAGCAUAAUUUAGAGACAAUAAUUUUGGCACAUUGGAGUUAUCAGCAAAUUAAGCUGAUCUGUCCAUUAGCAGGCACUACAGAGUGGCUCACUGUCAGUGCAUUACAUAGGGUCUGAACAACAGCAUCAAUUAUGAUUAUUUAUUUGUUUACAAAUUAAGUACCGGUAGUCAUACAUUCACAGUGCUAUGAGGAUUGUUUGUGAACUGGCCAAACACAAUAGAAAGUGCUUAAAGACAGGAAUGGAGUGUGUGGGAUCAGGAAUCCAAUGCAGUUUGAACAGAUGAGUCACAGUAGAUGAGCAACCACUUGAUGAUACAGGGAUCUCUGUUCAUUCAAUAGGGAGCAUGACUUAAAUUAACGCCUGAGGAGCAGAGGUGUGGCCUGAUCAUGGCCUGUAGGUGGUUGUAGUCUUCAAAGUGUGCUUGGCAAACAUGAGGAACUUGAACUUGUCACGAAAAUUUAUAUCUCUAAUUAAUCAAACUUAAUG